Molecule: messenger RNA, 1320 nt
Organism: Ilyonectria robusta
Lineage: Eukaryota; Fungi; Ascomycota; Sordariomycetes; Hypocreales; Nectriaceae
Product: major facilitator superfamily domain-containing protein
Exons: 4
Coding region: 1-1320 (439 amino acids)
Biological process (GO): transmembrane transport
Cellular component (GO): fungal-type vacuole membrane
Molecular function (GO): transmembrane transporter activity
Source: RefSeq, a predicted model, not a curated record
AUGUCUACCACGACCGCAAUUGAACUCCGCGAAACGUCGGCCGCGAGUUCCGUCAGGGGUCCCUACACCUCCGGAUCCAGGGCCGAGGAGUCCACCGAUGAGAUUUUGCAGGCUUCCCGACUUGCCGACUCGACGGUUCCCGAUGGCGGCUACGGCUGGGUGGUCGUCGGUGGCGGUGCUGUCCUCCUCUGGUGGGCGGUCGGAACGACGUAUGCCUGGGGCGUCAUGCAGACGGCGCUGGUUGAGGACGGACUGUCGACCCCCGCCACGCUUUCUUUCAUCGGAUCGCUCGAUGCGGCGUUGAUGUCGGCUCUGGCUAUUGUGAACUCGAGGUUGAUGCGUGCCCUCGGUAUGCGAUGGACUGCCGUUUUGGGAAUCUCGGUCAUGGGUGGGAGUGAAAUUCUGAGCUCGUUUGCUGUGAAGAACAUCGGCGCGCUGUUCUUCACUUCUGGAGUUAUGAUGGGAACUGGUGUUGUCUUUGCGGUGAUUGCUCAAUGGUUCAGCACGAAACGUGGACUUGCCAAUGGCCUCAUGUUUGCCGGUGCGGGCUUCGGAGGAGCGACUAUCAGCUUUGCCCUUGAUGCUCUGAUCCAAAGACUUAACAUCGCGUGGGGAUACCGCAUCCUCGGACUUCUUACACUGGCCACGGGGCUGCCGGCAGCCUGGGUGAUCAAGGAGCGAGUUCCGACGCACACGCCAGGAUUUAUUGAGUGGCGCCUCUUCAAGUCCUUCACCUUUGUUCUGGUUUUCCUAGCCAGUGCUUUGGGAACUUUCCCCCUCUUCGUCCCGCCAUUCUUCCUUCCCAUGUACACCAAGUCACUUGGGUUUUCGUCGACAACAGGAGCGGCUCUAGUUGCGGGGUUCAACUUGGCCUCGGCCUUUGGUCGAAUUGGCUGUGGCUUUGCCUGUGACAAGUUUGGGUCCUUGAACACGCUGUUCAUCUCUUUGAUGUUGACGGCCAUCAGCAUGCUUGUCAUCUGGCCUUCGUCAACGACUCUAGGACCGAUGAUAUUUUUUGUAUUGAUCAAUGGCAUGUCGAACGGCGGAUUCUUCUCAACAAUGCCGACAGUCGUGAGCAACGUCUUUGGCAGUGCGAGAGUUGCCAUUGCGAUGAGCAUGAUUCUCACCGGCUGGACCGGCGGUUACCUGAUGGGUGCUCCUAUUGCAGGAUACCUGCUCGAGGCGUACGGAGGAGCGGAUGCUGGUCUGAAGGCAUACCGGCCAGCCAUGUUCUACGCAGGUUCCUUGGCUUUGGCGUCUGGCGGCAUGGUCGCGACGGUGCGAUUGCGCAAAAACAGGUCUCCAUGGGCCAAGCUUUGA